AUGGCCAGAUUCAAAGACUUGCCAGAAGAAAUCAUCCUUUCUAUCCUUGAAUAUACGUGGGAGGCCUGGAGGGAAGAGGUAGAGAACCAUGCUCAUCUUGAGUCUUAUAUGGGGAGUCCACAUCUUAGCUUUCAAAGCAACCUACUGCCCGUUAGCAAACAGUUCGAAAGGCUUAUGGUAUACUGGGUGGCCAAACAGGUUAGGCAUCCCAGAGUUGACGAUAAUGAAAAGGAGGAAUGGCUAGAGUCAAUGCUCCCUCGACCAGCGACGCAGUUUUUCCUCGAAAUGAUAGGUAAGGAAAUGAGUAUGACUCGUUUGGAAUGGGAAAGCCAAGAGAGUGUCCGCUGUCCGGAACUUGUAGGCUCCAUUAACCAAGUCACUGAGUAUCUCCUGUGCGAAACUCAACAGCAGAGCGACCAUGAGCGCACGGCCCUGAAAAGCAAGUAUCAAUAUACCCUGUGCGCACUGGCUGCAAUAAAGCUCUACAGUGGAAACCAAGACCCAUUCUUUGAAGACUUUUUUGAGGACUACGCUGAGGCGGACAGUAAGACUCCCGAAAGAGUGACCAUGGAUAUCUGCAGCGUUGCGGGGAUGGUAGCCAUAUUUGAGGAUGACGCUACCCUAUUGACUCGGGUAUUGAAUAGGGGACCAUUCUGUGUCAAUACUGCUCAUGAAUUUUUUGGCAACCCAAUCCUGGUGGCCGCGCAGAAAGGGAGCCUUGAGUGUAUGGAAAUUCUUCUUAAACAGCCUAGAAGGAGAUUUGUCACAGAUGGCGCAGGGCUAAAUGCGUUACACAUUGCUGCCAUAGCGGGAGAUGUGUCAAUGAUCAAACUAUUGCUUGAGAAUAUCGAUGGAACACUUUAUCAAGAAAGACAGAGAGGGCUACCGUUGACUCUUGCCGCAGAAAAGGGACAUGAAACUGCUGUAGAUGUCCUACUCCACGGCCUAGAUCCUCGGCCUAUCGCUGAAGAUGUCGAUGAGGCCAUUGCAGCCGCCGCGGGCGCUGGUCGUGAAGGGAUCGUAAGAUAUCUCUGGAACUAUAGUAGUUUGCCUGCUAAUGCUAGAACAGUGCGUGACAUCGCACGAUUGGAUUUGAAUGACGAGGAAGCCGUUAACUCUGCUGAUAGAGCAGCGGACAACGGGGAUGUUGAUGAGGUAGAUGCUAAUGAGGCGGAUGCAGAUGAUAAUGAGGCAGAUGAUAAUGAGGCAGGUGCUAAUGAGAUGGGUGCUGGUGAUAAUGAUGAUCUAGAUUUAUGGUUUUCAGAACCAGGAAAAGACGCUCCCAUAACAAGCUGUGGAGUCGAUGAUAUGUUUGGCAUGAGCUUAGAGAUGGACAUGCUACUCGCUGCUGCCAUAAAGGACCAUGAGAAUAUCGUCAGUCUUAUUAUUGACUCUGAUGUGAUACGGCCCCGGAUCCAGAGGGGAGUAGCUGCUGCGUGUUUCCAAGCUGCCUUGCAACAUGACUGCACAAAGGUCGCAAAGAUGCUGCUCAAUCGCUUUGAAGGCCUAGCCAAUGAGAAAUAUGGCAUGAGUGCUACAGAGCCCUUAGCUUUCGCGGCAGCGUGUACAGCCACAAAUGUCAUGAAACUCCUUCUCGAACGAGACGACAUUGAUGUCAAUAGUCGUGACACAAGCCGUGCUACUGCAAUCUGCUACGCAAUGAGACCCCCCAUGGAAACGGUCGAUAGAGUGACGGAUGAAUUUGAAGCGCUUAGGCUUCUGGUCGCCCAGGACGAAGUUGACGUCAACUGUGCAGACAGUUUCGGCGACAAUGCACUGAUGGGAGCAGCUAUAGCUGGAGAUCGGCGAAUGGUAGAUCUGUUGAUGAGCCGUGAGGAGCUAGAUAUCAAUGCCAGUAAUCGCUUUGGCGAAACUGCGCUCUCACGCGCUGUUGUGCUAGGAAACAUUGAUGUUAUCAAAAUUCUACUGGCUCGAAAUGACCUUAAGGCUGAUGAACGAAACAAGCUUGGCCUGACUCCGUUCCUGAUAACGGCAGUCACAGGCCGUGUUGAUAUCAUGGAGCAGUUCACGAGCCGCACCGAUGUCGAUAUCGAGGCGAAGGAUCCCAAGGGACGAACCGCCCUCUGGUUAGCCGCUCAUCGAGGAAAUGCUGACGCCGUCACGUAUCUGAUUCGCCACAGCGCCAAUAUUAACGUGGAUCUCAACGUGCGAGAUGAUGAGGGUGUAUCUCCAUUGGAAGUUGCAGAGGGAAAACCCUCGGCAAAAUACAAAGGGACGGUGCUGGCUCUGACCGGGAAAUGCGAGACAAAUGAGACAGCCGAGCGUCCAUCCUAUGUCGACGACGACCCAGCAUCCUUCCUAUUCCCAUUUGAUUGUUGUGUGGCUUGUGAAUUAAUUCACCCAAAGGCUCACGGAAUCUACUUCGGCCAAUUUCCUGGCUUUUCUGACCCGUCCUGUAAUGGCCUCGAUCUCAACGAAGAGGACCUAUCCUACCCGAACGACGACAACCGCUCUUUCUCAGACUUCUCUGUCUCAGAUUACAGUCCCUCAGACGAUGGGAAAAUCCGCUACUAUCACCCACAAUGUUACAAUUGAGAUUGAGAGAAGCUGAAGGUUUCCCGUUCGGGACAAAAGACGAUGCCG
Messenger RNA from Trichophyton rubrum CBS 118892, 2604 nucleotides. RefSeq lists its product as uncharacterized. Gene Ontology annotation, molecular function: protein binding. The record is from RefSeq and is a predicted model, not a curated record. The transcript is spliced from 2 exons. NCBI's taxonomy places the organism in Eukaryota, Fungi, Ascomycota, Eurotiomycetes, Onygenales, Arthrodermataceae. The coding region runs from base 1 to 2556 and encodes 851 amino acids.